Molecule: messenger RNA, 5310 nt
Organism: Leptosia nina
Lineage: Eukaryota; Metazoa; Arthropoda; Insecta; Lepidoptera; Pieridae
Source: the annotation of a GenBank genome assembly
AUGUCUGAUGAAGAAGAUUCCUCCCCCGACUGGGCAUUGGUUCCGAGUAACAUUGUGCCAGUGCUCGGCAUCAAGCGCCUCAAACAGAUUGAGACGAUGUUUGUCUCCUGUCGACUUCAAGGUGCAAACACUCACGGGCUAAGUGUCGAGACCUUGUUGGAUGUGCUGUUAGUCUUAUACGACGAGUGCUGUAAUAGCAGUCUAAGGAGAGAGAAAGCGGUGGCUGACUUUAUUAACUAUGUGAAACCAGUGGCAACAGCAUUGAAGCGUCUAAGACUAUCCCGUGAUGAUUUCGAAUUGGUCAAGGUGAUUGGGCGAGGUGCUUUUGGAGAAGUGUGUGUUGUUAGAGCUUCCUUUAUGCAGAAUGGUGAAGGCAAUGGUGCGUCUGGUGCUACAAGCAGUGAGCGAGUUUACGCUAUGAAAAUACUUAAUAAGUGGGAGAUGCUCAAGCGUGCGGACACAGCGUGUUUUCAAGAAGAAAGAGAUGUGUUAGUGUUUGGCGAUAGACGGUGGAUAACUAAUUUGCACUAUGCCUUUCAAGAUGACCAUAAUCUGUAUCUCGUCAUGGAUUACUAUUGUGGAGGGGACCUCUUAACACUACUCUCGAAGUUCGAAGACCGUCUUCCGGAAGACAUGGCAAGGUUUUACAUAACUGAGAUGGUGCUGGCUAUACAGAGUGUACACGAAUUGCGAUAUGUACAUAGGGAUAUAAAACCAGACAAUGUGCUUUUGGACGCCAGCGGGCAUAUUAGAUUGGCGGAUUUUGGGUCAUGUCUGAGGCUAGGGGAUGAUGGCAAGGUGCAGAGCAACGUCGCAGUUGGUACGCCGGAUUACAUCUCUCCAGAAAUUUUGAGGGCAAUGGAGGACGGUCAAGGUCGAUAUGGCCCAGAAUGUGAUUGGUGGUCGCUUGGUGUAUGCAUGUACGAGAUGUUGUUCGGCGAGACACCGUUCUACGCGGAAUCGCUUGUGGAAACAUACGGGAAGAUAAUGAACCACGCGAGAUGCUUCCACUGUCCGCCGCCCGACGAGCAAGCUACGCAGGUUUCAGAAGAAGCAAAAGAUCUAAUCCGAAGGCUGAUAUGUGCGUCCGAAACGAGACUUGGCAGAAAUGGUAUACAGGACUUUAAGAGUCACCCUUGGUUCAGUGGUGUAGAGUGGGAUACGGUUCGGGAAGCGAGUGCGCCGUUCGUUCCCGACGUGGCGAGCCCAACGGACACUUCUAAUUUCGAUGUCGACGACACUGACAUACGGUUGUCAGAAGCUGUACCACCGCCAUCUGCAUCAUCAGCAUUUUCUGGUCUCCACUUACCGUUUAUUGGAUUCACCUUCACAGCUGGUUCUAGGUUGUCGGAUCUUGGUGCGCCGACUCCACUUAGUCCAGCUAAAAAUGCACCAAGCCAGGCUCCAUCAAAUGCUGGCGACAGAGCUGCACUGAAAGCCCUGGAACGGGAGAAUGCGUUGUUGGCGCAAACCAUAGCCGAGUUAAGAGCGUGCACGCAAGUCGAUGGUGGCGCUGAUGAAGUAACACAACUAAGAGAAGAACUGACAGCGUUGAAAAAGAAGAAUAUCGAAUUGGAGGCUCUGACGAAACGAGCAGAAAUUGCAACUACUAAUCUAACACAGGAUUUAGCAUCUGCACCGCAACAAUUGGUGUCAAAAUUAAAAGAGCUUGAAAUUACCGUAGACAGCCUCAACACGGAGAAGGAGGAACUCUUGAAAGAUAAAAUGGACUCCAUUGAAAAGUUACGUUUACAGGAUAAGGAACUCCGCGAUGCCCUAUCCCAACGCAAGCUAGCGAUGACCGAAUACAACGAAGUGACAGAUAAGCUGUCAGAGCUGAGGCAACAGAAACAGAAAUUGUCGCGGCAGGUCCGUGACAAAGAAGAGGAGUUAGAAGUUGCUAUGCAGAAAAUAGACGCGUUACGACAAGACAUCCGAAGAGCUGAUAAGGGAAGAAGGGAACUCGAAGCUAGGCUUGAUACCGCUGUUGCUGAAGCUACUAAGGAGCGCAAAUUAAGAGAGGAGACCCUUCGGCUACAACGCGUGGAAGCUGGCGCUUCGCCCUCUUCCACGCAGCCUUCAGCGGCCGCUGAUGUUGCUAAGUUGCAGGCAGAUAUCGAAGCCCUGGAGGCGCAGUACGCGGAAUCAUUAACGCAACAACAAGCACGGUACACGGCCGAGGUGAACUCUUUACGAGAGCAAUUGCACGAGACUGACGCUUUGCGAUCUAUGCUAAAUAGAGAGCUACAAACAUCUAAAGAGAAAUUGGAGAAUCGUCGUCUGGAGCAAUUGACAGACAGCGAAGACAAACAGAUGUUAAUCAACGACAACAGAAAACUCGCAAAAGAUCUCGAUGCUAUGGCUGAAAACGGUCGUCGCUGGCAAGCAGAGAGAAGACAACUAGAGAUGGAGUUAGACGAGUUAAGAUCGAAGAGAGACACAAUGCAACACUGGGAGACUCAGAUCGCAGACAUUAUCAGAUGGGUAGCAGACGAAAAAGAAGCACGUGGAUACCUACAGGCAUUGGCCACCAAAAUGACUGAAGAGUUGGACUAUUUGAAACAUGCAACAGCCUCGCGCACAUCCGGUCCAGUGUCUCCCGGUGGCGUCACAUCCGGUCCUGGUGGCGCCGCGGGAGCGCAGGGCGGCUGGAGAAAUAGACGAUCACAGAAGGUCGACAAAAUGGAAAUACUCACGCUGCAAUCAUCGUUGCAUUCAGAGAUACAAGCCAAACAGGCCGUGGGCGAAGAAUUGAGCCGUACGCGAGCGGAGUUACUCGCGAGUCAAAGAGAGCUAAUCGAAACGCGUCAACGACUGGACUCGCUCGCUCAUGAUAUGAAACGCAAGGAGCAACACAUCCGCGAUAUGCAGGCGAAGUUGGAUGCGCCUGCGCCGGGACAUAACUCCUUCCUCGAUAGGCCGCCAUCGCAAAUGAGUUACCUGGAGCAAUUCUUGAAGGACGCUCCGCCGGAGAGACAUUACGAUAAUGUCAGCACAAUUAACAACGAACAGAAGAUCAUGUACGGGUCACAGCAGUCGACGGCGUUAAGCGGUUCAGCGGAGUCGCAAGAUGAAAUGGAACAGCGUGCUGCUUCGCCAAUAUCCUGUAAAAGUUCGCCCAGUGAAAUGUCAACUUACUCGUUACAGGACAAACAGAGACUUCACCAGUUCCUAGUGAGAACGUUCAGUAGUCCAACGAAAUGCAACCACUGCACGUCGCUCAUGAUUGGAGUAACUCGCCAAGGCGUCGUAUGUGAGCGAUGCGGUGUGGCCGUACAUACUGCGUGUUGUGCGCUCGUUGCGCCGAGGUGUCCCCUACCGGCCGAGAGAUGUCGCCGACCGCUGGGUAUAGACCCUGCUAGAGGACAGGGUACGGCGUAUGAAGGUUAUGUUAAGGUGCCAAAACCAGGUGGCGUGAAGAAGGGGUGGAUGCGACAAUUUGUCGUCGUUUGUGAUUUUAAACUGUUCCUCUAUGACAUAUCGCAGGAUAGGAACGCGUUGCCAUCAGUGUGCGUAAGCCAAGUGCUGGACAUGCGGGACCCAGAGUUUAGUGUGACGUCAGUUAAGGACUCUGAUGUUAUACACGCUAGCAAGCGGGACAUACCUUGUAUAUUUAGGAUAUCUACGUCCCAAUUGGAAGGAGGAAAACGUUACCACACGCUGAUGUUGGCGGAGUCAGAGUCAGAGAAGACAAAAUGGGUGGUGGCACUUAGCGAGCUACAUAGGAUACUCAAACGGAAUAAUCUUCCUGAUAAAUGUGUGUACAGUGCGGCUGUAUUAGUAGAUUCGUCGUCGUGGGCUGGUGUGCGUGGAGUUCAGUGCGCAUGCGUCGUCGAACGGAGUAGGUUAUGUUUGGGGGGCGAUUUCGGUCUCGCGUUAUUGGAUCUCGAGCGGGGAGAAAUAGUACCCCGGAGGGCCCACGCUCCGGUGGCUCGGUUACAUUAUGUACCUGCUGAACAUUUGUUAGUGGUAAUUGCCGGUCGCGGUCGACACGUCCGUCUAGUCCCGAUACGUGCGUUGGAGUGCCCCGAAGCGGAGAGCGUGAAGCUCGCGGAAGCGAAGGGCGCUGUCGACGUGGCUGUGGGUGAACUGAAUGCCACAGCGUACGGGUUCGCUGUUGUUUGCAAACGCCAGAAUUCAUGGGUGGUGCUAGUGUACGAGAUAACCCGUACCGCUGCGAGAAGGUACCGAGUGGCUGAGUUGCGAGCGGCGGCGCCUGUUCUGAGCGUCCAGCUGUGUCGCGGUCGGCUCAUAUUGGGCUAUCGGGGCGGUUUGGUUGCGCAUACGCUGCGUACGGAUCUUGAUCGACCCGCUGUCUCUCUAGUGCACCCUGAGAAUCAAGUGAGCGUAUUUCUAUCUCACUCUGGCGCGAGGCCAUUAUGCGCCAGACCUGCUGGGAACGACUGGCUGCUGGUGUUCAGCGCGCUUGCGUUGUACGUGGAUCGAGUGGGCAUGCGCGCUAGAGACGCCGAGAUCAUGUACACUGCGCAUCCACAGCAUCACGCUGUGAACGACACCCACUUAUUAAUAUUCACGUCAUCCCACAUAGACGUGUACGAUAUCGAAUCGGGAGACUGGGUGCAAACCAUUAAUAUACCUAAUGCACGACCCUUAGAUGAGGGGGGAUGGCUCUGUGCGGCGGGAGGGAGCGGGGGUAACGGUUUUCCCUUCUCAAAUGACACUACACCGUAUCUCGUCUACCUAAGGCCGCUUAUAACGCCGGGGCCUUUGAAUUUGGAAACUGCGACGUACGGCAGUAACAAACGAAGGUAUUCCGUACGAGAACAAUCGCAUCAAGCCAUCGAAGCUCAUAACAGAUUAUCAGAACGCCGUUCCCGUCUAAUAUCGGCGCCCACAAACUUCGCCCACGUGUCGCACAUGGGCCCAGGUGAUGGCAUUCGAUCACAGCGGCUGCUGGAUCUGCCCACGACCCUCGAGACAGCCGACGACAAUGAUCAUCAUCAGAUGUAUAGCAGUAGAGACAGCAGUAAACGCACGUCGCCUCUGACGGUAUCACAUCCCACCGGGUCUUAUAAUGGUUCGUGGCGUUCCGGGAGGUCGCGGGAGCCUCCAACAGAAGCGCCCCCUUCGCCGCCUCUCUCUCAUCGACCUAUGGACAGGUCUGUUGGUGGUGGUUCAGCUGGGAGUGGGUCGCUGUUGGAACGAUCUAUCACGCCUCUGAGUUUGGGCAGUAUGAGCUCUCUACAUGAUGUACUUAAGGUCGGAACGGAGAAUAUGGAUGCCGUUCAGUCAGAUAGCAGUUGCGCCGCGUCGCCGACGCACGCGCAUCAACACGCACACGACACAUGA